UAUAUAUUGGAGCUGUAAGAAAAAGAGGGAUAUACAAAAGAAGGAAAAGAAGAAAGGUGAUGAUGGGUAAUCAGAUUAGAAGAUUCUUCUACAGUGUGUGCCUUUUGGCUUCUGCUGCUCUUAAUAUCUUUCUUGUGAGGAAUGUUUAUUUGGGUGAUGAGUGGAAGAAGCAGAAGCUGAGUAAUUGGGCUGAAGAAGCUGCAGCAGAAGCAGAAGCUGUGGCGUUGAUAUCUUGUUCUGGGCAUGGAAGAGCUUAUUUGGAUGGAGCUGUGGUGGAUGGGAAGCCUGUUUGCGAGUGUAACACAUGCUAUGGAGGACCUGACUGCUCUCUCUUUUCUCCUGAUUGUGCUGCUGAUGCUCUCAGAGGGGAUCCAUUGUUCUUGGAGCCCUUUUGGAUGCAACACGCAGCUAGUAGCGCAGUCGUUGUUGCAGGUUGGCACAGAAUGAGCUAUACGUUUUCCGACGAUUCCUACAUCUCACAAGAACUUGAAACCCACAUUCGUAGAGCUCAUGCCGUUGCAAGAAACGCAAUCACCAAAGGAAAAUACUUCAUUUUUGGUGGCGGAUCCACUCAACUCCUUGCUGCAGCAGUGUAUGCCCUUUCCAUGAAUCUAUCGUCCACUGCAAAAGUCGUUGCAGCUGCCCCUGCUUACCCGCUCUACAAAACACAGACAGAUUUCUUCCAAAAUACGCGUUUUGAGUAUGAUGGAGAUGCAUCAUUGUUUAAGAAUUCUUCAGAUACAACGGCUAACCUGAUUGAGUUUGUGACUUCGCCAAAUAAUCCGGAUGGAAAUCUAAGGGAGGCUGUGUUACAAGGACCAAAAGUUAGAGCAAUUUAUGAUCAUGUUUACUAUUGGCCUCAUUUUACAGCUAUUCCAGCCCCGGCAAAUGAAGACGUCAUGAUCUUCACCAUGUCAAAGUUCACCGGUCAUGCUGGAAGCAGACUCGGAUGGGCUUUUGUGAAAGAUGAGGAUGUCUACCAGAAAAUGCAGUCAUACAUAGAAGCAGCCGAGAUUGGCAUCUCAAGAGAGGCUCAACUGAGGGCUUUGAAGCUCAUGAAAGCAAUUUUGCAGGCAGAUGGGAGGGAAAUUUUCGAGUAUGCAUACAAGAAAAUGAGCUAUCGCUGGCGAAAACUAAGUGAUAUCUUAGUGUUGUCGGAACGAUUUUCCAUCCAGGAAAUUCCACCGUUGUUCUGUAACUUCUUUGAGAGAGUCAGAGGACCAUCUCCAGCUUAUGCAUGGUUGAAAUGUGAAAGAGAAAACGACACAAAUUGCAACCAAGUCCUCCGGGCAGCAAACAUCAUAGGCCGGGCAGGUAGCGCGUUCAAUGUGGAAGAUCGUUAUGCUCGUCUCAGUCUCUUGAAGACCGACGAUGACUUUAACUUACUGCUGCUUCGCCUCGGCAAACUAAUCUCUGAGGAUAUAUACACUAUAUGAAGAUGUUGUAAUAUCAGUCAUGACUAGGUAAUUAUAUAUAAGGAAGUUGCUGGUAAUUAUUCACAUAAUAUUAUGUGAUAUAUAGUCUCUUGUCAAUGAAGAGGUCAUGUCUAUUCAUGAUCUUUCAUGUACCAUAUGUGUUGUAAUAAUUGUUUUCUAUGUUCUCAUGUAAUCACAUGACAUAGAAACUGUUUGGAUUAAA
This is a messenger RNA of Sesamum indicum (sesame), 1638 nucleotides long. RefSeq names its product tryptophan aminotransferase-related protein 4-like. The record is from RefSeq and is a predicted model, not a curated record. Gene Ontology annotation, biological process: amino acid metabolic process. Gene Ontology annotation, molecular function: transaminase activity; carbon-sulfur lyase activity. NCBI's taxonomy places the organism in Eukaryota, Viridiplantae, Streptophyta, Magnoliopsida, Lamiales, Pedaliaceae.